This is a messenger RNA of Aspergillus niger, 576 nucleotides long. RefSeq lists its product as hypothetical. NCBI's taxonomy places the organism in Eukaryota, Fungi, Ascomycota, Eurotiomycetes, Eurotiales, Aspergillaceae. Bases 1 to 576 code for a protein of 191 amino acids. The record is from RefSeq and is a predicted model, not a curated record. The transcript is spliced from 6 exons.
AUGCAUGUGCAGGCCCACCUGACGGCAGGGGACUUGGGAAACUGGAAACCACCAAGUGGGUCAGACUCCCAUAUCUCCGUUUCUACGGGAAUACGGAGUCAAACUGUGCUGAACAGGGAUCCUAUCAGGGAGCAGGAAGGUCAGGAUCUGUUCGUUACCUGCCGGUCGUCUGCUCUAAGUGGUGCUCUACACGCCGUCCAACCAGCCGAGGCUCGCAAACGGCGCUUUUCGACAGCCAAUAAAACCCCAAUGGAUCACUCAUUUGGGGUAUGCUGGAUUACCUUGCCAGGGGUGGUGAUGAUGAUCCCUCACGGGGAUACGCCGGAUGAACAUCAGCCACCAUUCCUCUCAGGCAGACUAUCUCAGGGGCUAAACGAUCACGAAGCGAUGCGCCCUCCCGGCGGGACCCGCGCAUCCCUGGGAGAUCAGAAAGUUAGAACUCAAUAUAAGGUGUCUCUGUUCACACGCUAUCAUUAUGGCGCCACGGAUCAGUUACGAAAGGCGUUAGGAGUGAUACUACAACAUGAGUCAAGGGCUUCGGCUCGUGAUAUCAGGACUAAAAGUAAAACCUCUUAG